Molecule: messenger RNA, 462 nt
Organism: Prorocentrum cordatum
Lineage: Eukaryota; Dinophyceae; Prorocentrales; Prorocentraceae
Source: the annotation of a GenBank genome assembly
AUGGGCGCCAAGAGCAGGAGGGCCGCCGCGGAGGGCCGCGCCCCUGAGCGGGGCGCCGGCGGCGGGCCGCGCUACGCCACGCGGGAAGGCUGGAGGUUCGGACGGCUCGUCGUGACGCUGUUCGUGGCGGUGGCCGGAGUUGUGCUCGGGGCCCACGCCGCGGGAAAGCCUGGCGGAUUCUGCUCGGGUCGUUGGCGGCCUGGACCACCGGAACUGGGCUGUCCGAUGGAAUUUGCGCUGAGAUCACGGUGCACAGAAGUGGCUCCGCCGUCCAAGGGCGCCCGGACUUAUGGGGGCCGCGCGGAUUGCCGCCGCUCCAGACCAUGGGCACCCUUGGAUUCGGAGCCCGGCAAGAGCAGCACGGUGAGGCUGAAGGACUCGCUCGGCGAGUACGAGGUCAAGUACACCGUGCCCGAUGGCUGCCCGCCAGGAGGAACCGUCAAGUUCUUCCACUACCACUGA